Macrobrachium nipponense is the source of this 1185-nucleotide messenger RNA. RefSeq names its product nucleolin-like. The transcript is spliced from 2 exons. Lineage: Eukaryota; Metazoa; Arthropoda; Malacostraca; Decapoda; Palaemonidae. Bases 328 to 1044 code for a protein of 238 amino acids. The record is from RefSeq and is a predicted model, not a curated record.
UAGCGAAAGUGAUGGGUGUCAAAAACACUUACCUUAGGGCAAAGGAGUGACGCUGGAUAGCAAAAAAAUGAGUAUCUUAAAACGUCAACACAUUUAUUCCUUUAACCUUAUUAAGUCAAUUUAAAAUGUCUGUUUUCAAUCAUGUCUUUGCAAUAAAUGCUAAAACAUGCCUGAGGACUGAAGAUUGAGUACAAUAAAGACUGCUGACACAAGGAGUUUCCUUCAUCGAAUGAAGUUGAGUGAAGAAUUUGCAUUUUUCAAAAAAAAAAAAAAAAAACUUUGUAUCACUCGCACUGGAUGUGACGAACUAGAACACAAAGAUUUCUUAUGGAGCAGAAAAAUGGGGUGGCUGCCACGUUCCUCAUCGCCCUGGCUCAGCUAAGAGGAGUCAAAUCAACGCCCGUGUUUCUGGAAGGAGUCAAAUCAACGACCGUGUUUCUGGAACCGAAUUCGGCAAACGGGGGAAAUACGGCAAUUCCGGAUCAACGCAUAACACCGUCCCAAAGCCCAAAGGAUAGUGAACAGCGAAAUCCCGAUAGUGAAAAUGGUGACGUAAAUACAGUUACUAUCAGUAAUAAUGAGGACGAUGAUGCGAAUGCUGAAUACAGCGGUGAUUUUAAUGAUUACGGUGAAGAUUCCAGUGGUGAUUUCGCUGACGGUGACUACGGUGGAGAUUACAGUGAUGUUUUUGCCGACUACAAUGGCACGUCUUACGAAUAUGAUUAUGUCUACGAUAACACCAGUAGUACUGGGAACUACAGUGAACAAAACGACAACGACGAUGAUGAAGAUACAGACUUAGAGUAUGGCGAUGAAUACAGCGAAAAUGACGAUAGUGAGGAUGAUGAUGAUGACGAUGAUGAUGACGAUGAUGAUGAUUAUGAUGAUGAUGAUGAUGAUGAUGAUGAUGAUGAUGUGAUGAUGACUACGACGACGGAGACGAAGGUCAUGGCCAGCCGUCUGACCACCACCAUCACCUCAUCACCGGACAGAACGGCGCCAGCAUCGAGGUUGACGACGAUGGGAAGGUCUACAUGUUCCUGAAGGUGAACGAGACGUUCGACCCCACCAAGUAUUACCUCGAGGUCGGGAACAACACCAAGUUACUCCUCGACCUAGGGGAGGCGCAAGGAAACGUCACUAAGGAUUAUGAAUUCGUCACUCCCCCCCUUCCUGACGGAGAUG